AUGGCUGGAUCAUUCGCCCUCAACACAGGCGCAAGCAUCCCAUCAGUUGGUCUCGGCACAUGGCAGAUAAAACCUGAGGUCGUCGGCGACACCAUCUACGCCGCUGUCAAGGCUGGAUAUCGCCAUAUUGAUUGUGCUCCAGCAUACAGCAAUGAGACAGAGGUCGGCUUGGCUUUGAAGAAAUUAUUUGAAGAUGGUGUGGCUAAGCGUGAAGAAUUGUUUAUCACCUCUAAGCUAUGGUCCGGUAAUCAUGCACCGGAAGAUGUGCCAGAGGCAAUUGACACUACUCUGAAAGACUUGCAGCUUGACUACUUAGAUUUGUUCCUUAUCCAUGGUCCAAUCCGUAUCAGGAAAGGAACCACGCACAUCCCUGAAAAUUUGAUCCCAACUGACAUCCCUGCUACAUGGGGGGCCAUGGAAAAGCUAUACGACUCCGGCAAAGCUCGAGCAAUUGGCGUGAGUAACUUUACUUGCAAGAAGAUGGAGGACUUGCUCGCCGUUGCACGCGUGCCUCCAGCAGUCAACCAGGUUGAGUGCCACCUGAUCUGGCAGCAAGCCAAGCUCCGUGAACUAUGCCAGUCAAGGGGUGUUCAUCUUUCUGUAAGCUCAUUACAAACAUUAUACUCCCUCCGAAUAUUAGUUAUCGCUCAUAUGGAUGUCUCUAGCAAUGAAAUACGUCUAGACACAUCCAUUUAAGC
Triticum aestivum (bread wheat) is the source of this 698-nucleotide messenger RNA. Its product is annotated as NADPH-dependent aldo-keto reductase, chloroplastic-like. The transcript is spliced from 5 exons. The coding region runs from base 1 to 696 and encodes 231 amino acids. Gene Ontology annotation, molecular function: oxidoreductase activity. The record is from RefSeq and is a predicted model, not a curated record. Lineage: Eukaryota; Viridiplantae; Streptophyta; Magnoliopsida; Poales; Poaceae.